Messenger RNA from Selaginella moellendorffii, 2728 nucleotides. RefSeq lists its product as uncharacterized. The transcript has 5 exons. Bases 18 to 2531 code for a protein of 837 amino acids. Lineage: Eukaryota; Viridiplantae; Streptophyta; Lycopodiopsida; Selaginellales; Selaginellaceae. The record is from RefSeq and is a predicted model, not a curated record.
GUAAGUUCUAGGGUUUAAUGGAGAGCGUCUGCGAUGACGGCGAGGAGCGCUUGCGGGAUCUUUGCGGGCCUGACUAUGAGCCCCUUCAGCGGCAAGGCUAUUCGGCCUCCAGGUUGUGGACGGCCGAUGUAGAUGAGGUUUUGCCCUUGUUUCCAGGAAAUCCUCAUCUCGCAUGCCGGAUAUAUAAGCUGUUCAACUUAACGGCUCGCGCCAGCACGAUAAGCCACCUAGUGGCAAAGAAAGAAACACGAGACCCCAAGCUGCUACAGUGGAUAAAGGAGAGGUUGGAGUAUGUUUCGUACGAGUGGCUGAGUCAAUGUGAAAGGCUCCUCAUGGAGAAGCCGAUAGAGAACACUGGGCCUGAUCGUGAUCGUUUGUGGCACGAGAGUAAUAUGGAAGUGGCGAUGAAAUCGUUACGGAGGGAUUACAUUGGGGGGGCUCAUAAGAUAUUGUACAAGGAGCUGUGUAAGUUGAGGAAGGAAUGCUCAAAGAACGAGCACUACAGCUGCUAUACCUCCAUAGUACAGGGUUCUGGCACGGGGAAAACACGCGGGGUGAUGCAGAUGUCGCGCCUGGGAGUGUAUAUUUGCUAUUGCAGCACGGCGGCAGCAAACAGUACCGCCUGUCCUCCUCGAACUGGGGAGCUUGCCAACCAGCUCAGCCGAACGAACAGCGAGUUGGAGAUGGCGCUAUACUUCAAAGCGUGGCUUUUUGUCCUCCAUGAGAUGGCGAAGGGUGCGAAGAUGAGCUCAGUGCAGUGGAUGGAUUCACAGAUGGAUUCGUCCAGGAUUGCGAAGGCCGUGCACAAGAAAUGGCUUGAAUUGAUCAACAGCACAGCUGUAGAGAAAAUUAGUGAGUCACCGGAUGACAGGAACGAGAAACUACUCCAACAAGAGUUUGACAACUUGAAGGAUGUACUGCCGGAAGAGGGGGAGGUGCAGGUGCUUUUUGUUUUUGAUGAAGGUCGCGGUCUCUUACCGAAUGGGGAAAGCACCUUCGGUAUGGCACAAUCGCCGUUUUACCAGAUGAGGCGAGUGGCGAGAGCUUUCUUCACACACAAGAAAUACUUUGCAGUUGUCAUGGAUACGAUGUGGAGUAUCAGUAAUCUGCAGCCUCGACGGCACGAGGACCAGUCGAGGAAAGCUAAUAUCCUGGGUUUGCGGCUUUUAAGGCCUAUUUAUCAGGUGGUGAAUAUGGACCUUGUUCCUCGGACUACGGAUUUGUCUCCAGCGCAGUUGUUGAGGUAUGGAAGGCCCCUAUGGAGUAGCCGCCUUGACAGCAAUCCAAACGUGUGGAGCCUCCUCGAUCUUGCGGAAGCCAAGCUGGUUGGGGUGCUGGACGGGGAAUUUCAGGGGCAAGCUGUGGACGUUUGUGGUUCUACCGGAAAGGUACAGAUGGCUGAGAGCCAGGCGUUGGCCUUGCUUUCAGCAUCAGCAGGCCUGGAGAUAUGCCCGCGGAGUGCCCAAAGCCAGCUUCUUGUCGCUUCUCACAUGAGUAUCCUUACGUUCAUCUCCCUCGAUCGUACGAGAGUGCAUAUCAGUCAGCCCGUGGAGCCCGUUGUGAGUGAAGCGGCCGCUAGGAUUCUCAACCGCAAGAGUGGGGAGCCUCUAGAAGUUGCUCUAGGGCUGUUCCUGAACGGCUGCUACAAUGGCUAUGUGGAUGCUGGACCUCGGGGGGAAUUCAUAGUGAAGCUCAUCUUGCUGCAAGCUUGUUGGAGCUUGUACAAGGGUGACUACUACCUACGCCGCAUUCCUCUCCGGGAUUAUAUCGGACGAUUGCUGGGCUGGGAGGAGGCACAGGUUGACGAGGCAUGCAGCGGCCUGGAUGAAUCCGCUGCCGUCUUUUUUAACAGUUUUAUGCUGGUUAAGCAGGGGCAGUUGACACCCGAGAUCCUGGCAGCUGCGUUCAUGAGAGGCUGUGCAAUCAUGUACAAAGCCAACAAUAAAGUCCGAGGUUAUGACAUUGUUAUUCCGGUCUGGACUUCCUUGGGGAUGACUGCGCUGCUCGUUUCGGUUGAGAACAGUAGAAAGUGUGGGUGGCUCAACAAAGCUUCUACGACUGUGUUGAGGCCGAGGCUCAUGCAAGUCUCAGGAAUCGAAAUCAAAGUGGUGACGGUCCUCAUCAAUGUCCAAGAACCAAACCUUAAAGAGCCAGUGCCACCAAAGUUAUGGAAGAAGGAUGAGAUGCAUAAGUCUUACUUGCAGCGUGACGAAGCUUAUGGCAAGAAAACGGAGCCUGUUGCGCACAUAACAGUUUAUGGUCUCGAACGCAACUUUCGUUUCCUUGGUGCUGAGACGAAGAGACUUCUAGCUGAACUUUCAAUUGCGGUGCCGGAUACGGAGGUGGAGGCUGGAAAGCAAUCAGAGGAAGCGAAAUCAUGGCUCCAUCUGCUGCUUCCUGACACGUAUAAGCUUCCAAUUCCAAACGUCUCUGACAUUAAGGAGCUUGGUGAUCCGCGACAGAAGCGCCCAAUAGAUGCCACAGAGAAGUUUGCGGACGAUUUGCAACAGAAACGCCCAAAAGUUGCCUGAGAAAAGCAAGAUCGUGGCCAGGUCGUUUAGAAUACUAAGCAUGUAGUAGUCCUAUGAUUCGGGUUAUGUUGCAAUGGUUUUGCAUAGAUAUAGGAUUAUUAAAAACUUUUAUUUUAUUUUAGAAAAUCAAUUUAGCUUUUGGCUAUGCAAAUCACAUGAGAAACAACACUCAACCAUGAAGCUCUCCUUCUCACCAA